AUGAAAGAACGUCUUCGCUGCGAGCAAGACUGUCCUACAAUUAAAGACACAGUUCCUCUUCUUAGUGCUGACGGAACAACCCUACUGGCUGAGAAGACACAGAUUCUGAAACGCUGGGCUGAGCACUUUCGAAGAAUACUCAACCGUCCCUACACCAUCUUUGAUGCCGCCACCACUGACCUCGAUCUCCCACUCACCCCUCAGGAAACCAUCAAGGCCGUGCGACAACUCUUCAGCAGGAAAGCGCCCGGAUUUAAUGCAAUCCCUGCGGAGAUUUACAAACACGACGGCCACCAACUCAUCUCCCUUAGCCACGCUCUUCCAGGCGAUGUGGCGACAAGGCCAAGUCCCCUAAGACUUCACAGACGCCCUAGUUAUCCACUUCUACAAGCGAAAGGUGAACCGCCAAAUCUGGCACAAUCAUCGCGGAAUCUCACUGUUCAACACCACCUGCAAAAUCUUCGCUCGUGUUCUCCUAAACCGUUUCAAUAA
Molecule: messenger RNA, 492 nt
Organism: Dibothriocephalus latus
Lineage: Eukaryota; Metazoa; Platyhelminthes; Cestoda; Diphyllobothriidea; Diphyllobothriidae
Source: the annotation of a GenBank genome assembly